Scophthalmus maximus (turbot) is the source of this 4051-nucleotide messenger RNA. RefSeq names its product protein NLRC3-like. NCBI's taxonomy places the organism in Eukaryota, Metazoa, Chordata, Actinopteri, Pleuronectiformes, Scophthalmidae. Gene Ontology annotation, molecular function: protein binding. The record is from RefSeq and is a predicted model, not a curated record. The transcript has 10 exons.
AUGAUUCCUCAAACACCCCAGGAACCAGUUGGGCAGGCCAACAACCCAGUCGGGAAGCCAGAGAGCUCCGACCCGAACCUGGUGAGUAUGAAGCACCUCACCCAGGUACGGCACAGCGACCAAGCUGUGCACAAACAUCUCAGCCUGCGACCAGAAGUCCAGCUAGAGAUGACUUUGGUGCAAGAGCACCACACAAAUCUGCAGGAGCAGAUCCAGGCACCUCAGCCGAGAGUUGAGGGCGACCCUGAAGAAGGCCACACCAGCAAGGUAAGCAUCGCUGCCUGCACGGCCAUCCAGGAACCACACAGUGUUCCUGAUCUUGAAGAGAUGUCCUCUUCUGGCCUAACCAGCCGACACCUGCUCCAUGAUGCCCUCCAGCCGAUGGAGCAGAUGAACCCAGGUUAUCAGGAGACACUCGCUAGUAGCCUAGCGACCCCUGCAGGGGCAGUCUCCCAUUUCAUCAGUUCAGACGACCACCAGGCAACUCCACCAGCCUGCUUGGUGGACAUGGGUGCCCCACAAACAAGGGACGCACACCCACCAAUCUUCAGCCCCACCCCCUUGCGUUCUGAACGAAGAAAGGAGGAUUGCUGCCAGCUAGAAUGCACAACACACGUGCAUUCUGCCAGAGGAUAUGAAGGCAAUGCCAAUAUCCUAGCUCCAGGGAACAUAGCGCUAGAUGGUGAUAACAGGUCUCGCGUUAAGGUGAACGGCAAAACCGAACCCCAAAGACGCCGGCCACCUCGCCAGCAGAGCGAGCAACACAGCCAGGGGGGUGAUGACCAAAUCCACCCCCAGAGAAUAACCUUUGUAACUAAGAUCUUUGCCUGCAAUGAGGAAUUGCAGAGGAACCAAACGAUCCAUGGUCCGACAGACUUGAAGUCCCUCCUCUUUUACAGCUGUGACCAGAGAGUCACCUUGCACUGCAAACUGAGUAACCUCAACAUGCAGGAAUACAUGGACACUGCUCAGAAGUUUUGUGCAGGAACAUUGAAGGAAAGCAGCACUGAUGAAAAGUCUUUUUUUUUGGAGAAGCUGCCAUCCUGCUGUGCUUCUUGUCAGGACAUCCUGAAGGAUCCAGUCUCUACCAGCUGUGUACACUGGCUCUGCAGACGCUGCAUCACCUCAUACUGGGACCAGUCGGAUUCAUCAGGAGAGUCCUCCUGUCCCCAGUGUGGACAAAGAUCCAGAACAGGACCUGGAGCUCAGACAGCAGGUCAGAGCAGCUCUGUGCAGAGUAAGACUGAACUUCUGUUCUAGAAGAACUCCAGUCUGAGGAGGAGAUGUGAAAGUGUGGCUGAAGGAAGUAAUGAAAGAGGAAGUGAAACCAUCCUCAACAGGAUUUUCACUGAGCUCUGCAUCACAGAGGGACAGAGUGAAGAGGUCAAUACCCAACAUGAGGUAAGGCAGCUCGAGACAACUUUCAAGAAGAGGACCCUCCAUGAAACUCCCAUCAAGUCCCACGACAUCUUUAAAGCCGGACCCGACCAGCAGAGACGCAUUAGAUUUGUCCUGACAAACGGCGUCGCUGGCGUUGGAAAAACCUUCUUGGUGCAGAAGUUCACUCUGGACUGGGCCGAGGGUUUGGAAAACCAAAACGCCAGUCUGCUGAUUCUGCUUUUGUUCAGGGAGCUGAACCUGAUCAAAGAUGAGCAGCACAGUCUUCUCAUGCUGCUCCAUGUUUUCUAUCCAACAUUACAGAAGGUCACAGCGGAGAAGCUCGCUGUCUGUAGACUGUUGUUCAUCUUUGACGGCCUGGAUGAAAGCAGACUUUCUCUGGAUUUCAACCAGGGGGAGGUUGUGUCUGAUGUCACACAGAGGUCAUCAGUCAACGAGCUGCUGACGAACCUCAUCCAGGGGAAUCUGCUUCCCUCCAAUCUCGUCUGGAUAACCUCCCGACCUGUGGCGGCCAAUCAGAUCCCUUCUACUUGUGUUGACAGGGUAACAGAGGUACGACGCUUCACUGAAGCCCAGAAGGAGGAAUACUUCAUGAGAAUGUUCAGUGAUGAAGAGCUGUCCAGCAGAAUCAUCUCACAUGUGAAGACGUCCAGGAGCCUCCACAUCAUGUGUCUAAUCCCAGUCUUCUGCUGGAUCAAUGCUACAGUUCUGGAGCAUAGGUUGACCACAGACCAGAGAGAAGAGCUGCCCAAGACCCUGACUGACCUGUACUCACACUUCCUGCUUGUUCAGACAAAGAAGAAGAAAAUCAAGUAUCAUGAAGGACAUGAGAUGAGUCCUGAGAGAGAGAAGCUGACGGAGGCUGACAAGGAAGUUCUCCUGAAGCUGGGGAGGCUGGCGUUUGAACAUCUGGAGACAGGAAACAUCAUGUUCUACCAAGAAGACCUGGAGCACUGUGGUCUUGACGUCACAGAGGCCUCGGUGUACUCAGGAGUUUGUACUGAGAUCUUCAGAAGAGAGAGUGUGAUCUUCCAGAAAACCGUCUACUGCUUUGUUCAUCUGAGCGUUCAAGAGUUCCUGGCUGCAGUCUACAUGUCCCACUGUUACACCCACAGAAACACAAAAGUUGUGGACGAUUUCCUGGGAAAAAAUUGGAACAACACACAACGUGACUCUACUCUGGAAGAGUUCCUGACGACGACCAUGCAGAAAUCCUUUGAAAGUCAAAAUGGCCACCUAGAUCUGUUUGUUCGAUUCCUUCAUGGCCUCUGUCUGGAGUCCAACCAGAGACUCUUAAGAGGCCUGCUGGGUCAGACAGAGAACGAUCCAGAGAUCAUCCAGAGAAUCAUCGACAAGCUGAAAGAGAUCAACAAUGAUAAAAUCUCUUCUGACAGAAGCAUCAACAUCUUCCAAUGUCUGAUGGAGAUGAACGACAUCUCAGUACAUCAAGAGAUCCAAGAGUUCCUGAAGUCAGAGAACAAAUCAGAGAAGGAACUCUCUGUGAUCUACUGCUCCGUUCUGGCCUACAUGCUGCAGAUGUCAGAGGAGGUUCUGGACGAGUUGAACCUGAAGAAGUAAAAAGCAUCAGUGGAGGGACGACUCAGACUGAUCCCAGCUGUGAGAAACUGCAGAAAGGCUCGAUUUAUUCGCUGUGGACUCUCAGAGACGCACUAUAAAGUCAUGGCCUCAGCUCUGAAGUCCAACCCCUCCCACCUCACAGAACUGCACCUGAGUAAAAACAACCUGUGGGAUGGAGUGAGGUCUUUGUAUGUUGGACUGGAGAGUCCACAUUGUAGACUGGAGACUCUGAGGUUGAUUUGCUGCAGGUUGUCAGAGAUCAGCUGUUCUUCUCUGGCCUCAGCUUUGAAGUCCAACCCCUCUCACCUGAAACAACUGGACCUGAGCCGCAACAAGCUGCAGGAUUCAGGAGUGAAGGGGCUGUGUGGUUUUCUGGAGAGUCCACACUGUAGAUUGGAGACUCUGAGGUUGGAAAGCUGUAGUUUGUCAGAAAUCAGCUGUUCUUCUCUGGCCUCAGCUUUGAAGUUCAACCCCUCCCGCCUGAGAGAACUGAAGCUGAGUGACAACGAGCUGCAGGAUUCAGGAGUGAAGGAGCUGUGUGGUCUUCUGGGAAGUCCACACUGUCUACUAGAGACUCUGAGGUUGAGGAGGUGAAGGUUGUCAGGGAUCAGCUGUUCUUCUCUGGCCUCAGCUCUGAAGUCCAACCCCUCCCACCUGAGAGAACUGGAGCUGAGCCUCGAGCUGCAGGAUUCAGGAGUGAAGAAGCUGUGUGGUUUUCUGGAGAGUCCACACUGUAGACUGGAGACUCUGAGGUCAGACACCAUGUUUAGACUGUAUAUUGUUAUUGAUAAAACUCAGGUGUGCUGGUGUCUUUAAACGUCAGUGGUGACCAUCUGACCAAAUGUGUUCAACUAGUUCAUAAAUUCAACUCAGCACUUUCACAGACUGGACAGAGACGAACUUUUGAUGAUUCAGAGCAGUGAUUGAAGAUGUCGUCUGUGUUCACACAUACAAGGCUGCUUAUAGAAACAUGAGUGAGGACAAAACCACAAGGAUGCACAAGAGAGAAAAGUCAUUUAUUCUGAUGUUUCACAUGUUUUAUUCAUCAUAUGAUUCGCCACAUUGUAAACCUGCA